This is a messenger RNA of Penicillium canariense, 4512 nucleotides long. RefSeq lists its product as uncharacterized. The coding region runs from base 1 to 4512 and encodes 1503 amino acids. The transcript is spliced from 13 exons. Gene Ontology annotation, cellular component: membrane. Lineage: Eukaryota; Fungi; Ascomycota; Eurotiomycetes; Eurotiales; Aspergillaceae. The record is from RefSeq and is a predicted model, not a curated record. Gene Ontology annotation, molecular function: ABC-type transporter activity; ATP binding; ATP hydrolysis activity. Gene Ontology annotation, biological process: transmembrane transport.
AUGGCCGAAAGAGAGGAGGAUCAUGGGAUCACCCAGUCCAGCUCCUCUCAUGCCCGAUCGAGCUCCGAAGCAGUUCCCGAUGAUGAAAGGGCCGUCUUCGAGUCUAUCCGUCCCGAGGACCGAGAAGAGCUGACCCGCAUCGCUUCCAACUUCCCCCGCCACCGCGCGGUGGAUUCUGGUGUUGGGAUGAACGGUAUAGAACGAAAAGAUACACUGGAAGAUAUCCAGCUGAGCGACCCCGUCCUCGAUCCUACCAGCGACCAAUUUGACCAUUACAAGUGGGCAAGAAUGAAGCUGAAGUUGAUGGACAAAGAAGGAGUGCCUCUGCGCAAAUCGACCGGCGUUGUAUGGGAGAACUUGAACAUCGCUGGCUCUGGCUCUGCGCUCCAGUAUCAGAAAAAUGUCGGCUCAGUGCUCCUUGCUCCAUUUCGGCUGCAGGAGUAUAUCUCAUUUGGGAGGUCCAAUUCGCAGAAGCUAAUUCUUCGCAACUUCGACGGUGUUCUUAAGAGCGGCGAGCUGCUUAUUGUGCUUGGACGGCCUGGUAGUGGCUGCUCGACAUUCCUUAAGAGUCUCUCUGGAGAACUUCAUGGACUCAAAGUCGGGAAAGGCUCUGAUAUUCAGUACAAUGGCAUUCCCAUGGAAAGAAUGCACCGUGAGUUCAAGGGAGAGGUCCUUUACAACCAGGAAGUUGAUAAACACUUUCCACACCUCACGGUGGGACAAACACUGCAAUUUGCGGCGGCAGCGCGUACUCCAGAGCAUCGGCUCAACGGGGUCAGUCGCGCAACAUUCGCCAAGCAUAUUACACAAGUGGCCAUGGCUGUUUUUGGUCUGAGCCAUACAUACAACACCAAAGUCGGCGACGACUAUAUUAGGGGUGUUUCGGGGGGUGAACGAAAGCGAGUCAGCAUUGCUGAGAUGGGUUUGUCUGGUGCACCAGUAGGAGCUUGGGACAAUAGCACUCGCGGCCUGGAUUCUGCGAGCGCCCUGGAAUUUGCCAAAGCACUACGAGUUUCAGCAAAUCUUACGGGCUCCUGCCAUGCGGUUGCGAUCUAUCAAGCCUCUCAGGCAAUCUAUGAUGUCUUCAACAAGGUCAUUGUCUUGUAUCAAGGACGGGAGAUCUUUUUCGGUCCAUGCGACCAAGCCAAAGACUAUUUCAUCAGUAUGGGCUGGGAUUGUCCCGCUCGUCAAACAACUGGCGACUUCCUCACCUCAGUGACGAACCCGCAAGAACGGACAGUUCGAGAUGGAAUGGAGAACAAAGUUCCACGCACUCCUGACGAGUUUGAGGCGUACUGGAAAAAGAGCUCUAAUUAUGCUAGACUCCAGAAGGAAAUCGCACAGUACCGACAGGAGUAUCCUCCUGGAGGAGCUGCUGAGCAUGAGUUUGACGAGACCAAGAGAAUGCGACAGGCCAAGCACGUCCGGCCAAAGAGUCCCUAUGUCAUCUCUAUCCCUAUGCAGGUUCGGCUUUGCGUGAAGAGAGCUUAUCAACGCAUCUGGAACGAUAAGCCUUCCACGCUGACGACCGUCAUUGGGCGAAUUGCCAUGUCUCUCAUCAUCGGCUCCAUUUAUUUUGGAACCCCAAAUGCAUCUGCAGGUUUCCAGAGUAAAGGCGCUGCUCUGUUCUUCUCUGUUCUGAUGAAUGCACUUAUCAGUAUUACCGAGAUCAACUCGCUCUACGAUCAACGACCUGUCAUCGAGAAGCAAGCUUCCUAUGCUUUUGUUCACCCCUUUACAGAAGCCUUAGGAGGUAUCGUCGCAGACAUACCAGUCAAGUUUGUGUCCGCGGUGGUGUUUAAUAUUAUCUUCUACUUUUUGGCUAACCUGCGAUACGAGCCUUCUCAAUUCUUCAUCUUCUUUGUCUUUACCUUCCUCAGUACGCUGGCAAUGUCAUGCGUUUUUCGAACUCUGGCAGCAUCAACCAAGACUCUUGCGCAGGCUAUGUCCAUGGCUGGAGUCAUUGUCCUGGGUAUCGUCAUCUAUACCGGCUUCGUUAUCACUGCACCCGAAAUGAGCAAAAUUCCCUGGUUCAGCUGGAUUCGUUGGAUCAACCCCGUGUUUUAUACCUUUGAAGCUCUGGUUGCCAACGAGUUCCACGGUCGUCGCUUUGAAUGCUCUCAGUUUAUCCCUGGGUACCCUACCUUGCCCGGUGACUCCUUCAUCUGUGCUGUCCGCGGCGCUGUUGCCGGAGAAAGGACUGUCUCUGGUGACGCGUAUAUUCAAACUCAGUACAGUUACAGCUAUGCUCACGAGUGGAGAAACUUCGGUAUUCUCAUUGGAUUCUGGAUGUUCUUCAUGGCGCUGUAUCUUAUUGCGUCUGAGAUCAACUCCGCUACAUCCUCUACAGCUGAGUACCUUGUUUUCCGAAGAGGACAUGUACCUGCACAUCUGCGCCGUCUUGAGAAGGGUGGAAAGGGGGCUACUGUAGCUGAGGUCACACCAGCCACGAAGGAUGCUGAGACUGAAGGAGACACUUCCGCCAUUCCAUCACAGCAUGAUAUCUUUACUUGGCGGAACGUGUGCUACGAUAUCCCGGUCAAGGGUGGACAACGACGACUUUUGGAUAAUGUCUCCGGUUGGGUUAAGCCUGGCACUCUCACAGCCCUGAUGGGUGUGUCUGGUGCUGGCAAGACUACUCUACUCGACGUUCUGGCCAAGCGCGUCUCAAUUGGAGUUGUCACUGGGGGUAUGCUCGUUAACGGCAAACCCCUCGACACUAGCUUCCAAAGAAAGACCGGCUACGUCCAGCAGCAAGACCUUCACCUACCAACUACGACGGUCCGAGAGGCAUUGCGGUUUAGCGCUAUACUUCGCCAACCGAAAACUGUACCAAAGAAGGAGAAGUAUCAGUAUGUCGAAGAUGUCAUCGACAUGCUGGGCAUGAAGGACUUUGCAGAUGCAAUCGUGGGUAUUCCAGGAGAGGGUUUGAACGUGGAGCAGCGCAAGCUUCUGACUAUCGGUGUUGAACUUGCUGCUAAACCUGCACUGCUGAUAUUCCUGGACGAACCGACAAGUGGAUUGGAUUCUCAGAGCUCGUGGGCCAUUUGCUCGUUUCUGCGGAAGCUGGCAGAGCACGGCCAGGCUGUUCUGUCAACGAUUCAUCAGCCGUCUGCUUUACUUUUUCAACAGUUUGAUCGCCUCCUCUUUUUGGCAAAGGGCGGAAAGACUGUGUACUUUGGCGAAAUUGGAGACCAGUCCCGAACACUACUAGACUACUUUCAAAGCAACGGAGCCCGGGUCUGCGGAUCCUCUGAGAAUCCUGCGGAGUACAUGCUUGAAAUCAUUGGCGCUGGUGCUUCUGGCAAAUCUACGAAGGACUGGUCUGUUACGUGGAAUGAAAGCCAACAAGCGAAGGGUGUGCAAACAGAAAUUGACCGGAUUCAUGAUGAGAGAGCUUCGGCAGCCAGUACUGGAGAUGUUUCCCAGUAUGGUGAAUAUGCAAUGCCGUUUAUGACGCAACUGACGUAUGUCACACACCGUUCGUUCCAGGGUUUCUGGCGCGAGCCGAGUUAUGUGUGGGCCAAAAUCUUGCUGGGUACUCUGGCAUCUCUUUUCGUUGGGUUCACAUUCUUCAAGCCGGACAGCUCGCUGCAAGGAUUUCAGGAUGUUCUGUUUAGUGCAUUCAUGCUGACUUCAGUAUUUUCAACAUUGGUUCAACAAAUCAUGCCCAAGUUUGUCAUCCAGCGCUCCCUCUAUGAAGUACGAGAGCGCCCAUCCAAGGCUUACUCAUGGGCUGCGUUUCUCAUUGCCAACGUCAUCGUCGAAAUCCCAUAUCAAGUCCUUGUUGGUAUCAUUUCGUGGGCCUGCUACUACUAUCCAAUUUAUGGAGCGGAACAAGCUUCACAAAGGCAGGGUUUGAUGCUGCUACUCGUCGUUCAGUUCUACAUCUUCACGUCUACCUUUGCGUCUCUCGUCAUAGCCUCCCUGCCUGAUGCUGAGACUGGUGGCACGAUCGCGACCCUGAUGUUCAUCAUGACACUCACGUUUAACGGCGUCAUGCAGCCACCAAAUGCCUUACCAGGUUUCUGGAUCUUCAUGUACAGAGUUUCUCCGUUGACUUAUUUGGUUGCUGGUCUUACGGCUACUGGUUUGCAUGGUAGAGAGAUCGUAUGUUCUACCGCUGAGCUGAGUGUGUUUAACCCUCCAGCUGGCCAGACGUGUGGUGCAUACUUGGAUCCAUAUGUCACAACUGCAGGCGGCCAGUUGUAUAAUUCCGCGGCUACAAGCAACUGCGAGUAUUGUCGACUUACCAACGCAGAUCAGUACUUGGCUUUGAGCAACAUCUACUACGGCGAACGCUGGCGUAACUUUGGUCUUGGCUGGGCUUAUAUUGGCUUCAAUGUCUUUGGCACCGUGCUGAUGUACUACAUGUUCCGCGUUAAACACUACAAUCCAACCUCACUGGUGCGGGGUAUCCGCAGUGGCGCAUCGCUACUCUGUCGUGUGUUCAAGCGGCGCUCAGGAACAACACCUACCGGCAAAGAGGCAGACAACGGCAGACUGGUUUAG